Molecule: messenger RNA, 4155 nt
Organism: Caenorhabditis bovis
Lineage: Eukaryota; Metazoa; Nematoda; Chromadorea; Rhabditida; Rhabditidae
Source: the annotation of a GenBank genome assembly
AUGUCUGGAAAUGAAGGUGAUGCCACUCCACGAGUGGCAUCAAUGUCUGAUUUGUCGCGAAGAGCUGUUAUUCGAGCCGAUUCGGACAGCGAUGAAGAAACGCCGACGUCGCAAAACCUUCUCGAUCCACUUCAAACGUUUUUGAGGAAAGCCGACGAUGAGCCGAAAAUUCAAAUGAGGCCGAAAAAGACGCGGGAUAUGUCGGCUACAGUAUCCCAUAUGAUUGACGGUGACACCGAGCCGAAUUUCAAGCGAAGAAGUGCCGAGCGACACUCGUUUGCCGAUUUUGCCGCUCGACGAAGCCCAAUGAAUUUCGUCUCGGGUUACGGUAGCGCCCGAUUGACUGACUUUUUCUCGUCGGGUCGAUUUAAGAAGAAGGAUCGACGAAAGAAGAUCAACAAUGGACCAUCUGCUUCCGCAAACGACGAAUAUGGCACGUUUGGAGCUGGAAGUGUUGGAGGAUACUCAAUACAAUCUAAUUCUUCUGCUGAAUCAUCGUCACGAAUUUACACGGAAGAGGAUAUGAGGGAAGAAUUUCGCAAAAUAAUGCUCGAGAAAAAUGUGCCGCAAUCGAAAGUUGACCAAUUGGUGAAUUCGACGCCGACCGAACAAAUGAUGACAAUGAUUCGAAAUGCGAAAAGGACUGAUGACGCCGCUAAAAAGAAGCAAUCACCCGAAUCCAAUAUCAACGCAUUGUCGCAAAUUUUGAAAUCUGAAAAUCUUCUCGACUGCAAACAAGAUAUUGUCACACUGCGAAUUCAACUCCAAUGCCAAUCCGUUUCAUUUCUUCACAAAUUUGCCGAUGAAAUUCGUGAUGAGCGCGGUCAAAACGGAUUCGAGCUCAUUUGCGAACUCUAUUCGUCGGUUAUUCAACGUCUACGCAUCGCCGAUUGUGGAUCGAAGCAUGAGCUUGAGCUUAUUGAUUUUCUACAAGAAGUUGUUCGAUGCAUUCGAACAAUUGUUAACACCUAUAAAGGAUUGGAAAUAGUGCUUCGUCGUAAAUCGCCAGUAUGCUCACUGCUCAUUCAAACUCUUAAAUGUCUAAACAGAAGAAAGUCAAUUGGCCAAGAGCAAGCCGAAGUUCGAGCUCUUCGUAUUGACGUCGCAACGAUUUGCUCAAGUUUGAUGCUUGUGUCCCAUGAAACGGCGAGCACAAUGCGAAUAGAAAUGACGGGACAACAGAAAAUGUUCGCCGAGCUGACGGCGUUGGCUAGGCAAGAAAGCAAGGCGAUGAUGUCGAGAUUCAGACCUCUCGUGAACUGCCUUCAAUUUUUUGGAGAACGCGAUUCUCAACCGACGUUUCGAAUUCUUUUCAUGCUCAACAUGCUUAUCAAUGCGGUUGACCGGAAUGCGCCGGAAGACGCGAACUGGACAGAAGACACCAUGUGGCAAAUGCGAAUGAGAUUGAGGAGUGAAGCUGCCAAAGAUGGGCUCAAUCAAUACAUUGAGAAAUUCACUGCUGAAGGUGUUGAUAGUAAAGUGCGCGAGAUUGCGCAGAAACUUCAGACUGAGCAGAAUGAGGAUUUCGAGACACUGGUUGCCAAAUAUGAGAAUCUAAAAGCUGAAUAUGAUACGCUGGAUGGAUGUUUUGAGAUGCUUGCAGCGACUGCACAAGCAUCAGGAGUUGACAACAUUCUUCUCAACAUAUUGCAGCUUCUUGUAUUGACACCGGAAGAUCUGAGCUCCAGGCGCGCGUUUUUCAAACUCAUCGAUGUUUGCGUUUCCGAGAUUGUGCUCCAUCGAGUUCCAUUCGAUCCGGAAAGCGAUGAGAAAUUUGUGUUUGAAACACCAAUCGCGGACAUCAUUGAGCAGCUUCAAGAUGAGGAAAUGUCGAAGAAGCUUCGUCAGGCGACGGCGGCGAAGCAGGAAGCCGUUGUGAUGCAGGGAGAAUACUGGAAAACGAUUCUUGAACUCCAGAAAGAGACUGAAGCGUUGAGGAAACAUAUCAACGAUCCCAAAGCAAAUGCUCUUCCACCAACGACUAAAGUGACGGUGUCCGCACCAAGUGCUUCUAGUUCACUCCCGACAAUCACUGGCGGUCCGCCACCUCCACCAGGAUUGCCUCCGAUCACUGGAGGUCCUCCACCACCGCCUCCGCCAGGCGGUCUUCCUCCAAUCACUGGCGGACCACCUCCACCACCACCACCUGGCGGAUUGCCACCAAUUAGCGGUGGGCCUCCACCUCCACCUCCUCCGCCACCGCCUGGUGGAAGAAUGCCGCCGCCACCUCCACCACCACCAAUGGGUCUCGGCAAGGGACCACCGCCGCCACCUGCGCCAGGCAUGUUUGCGGCACCAAUGGCACCGGCGUUGCCGGAAUAUUUGCCACCGAAGAAGAUCAGAAAGGUCGAUAUUCCAAUGAGAAAAUUCCCUUGGGGAUCGAAUACGAUUAAUCCUCGAGAUAUUCCACGCGAUUCGUUCUGGGUAUCGACAAAUGAAGACGCGGUGACGAACGAUCGGAUGUUUGAAAGACUCAAGAACAAAUUCUCAUCGAAGCCUGCAAGUAGCGCUGCCUCAAAAACCGAUGUCGUUGGUGGCGGAAUUACGAAGAAGAUCAAAACUCCACAAAUUAUCCAAGAUGACAAGGUCCUACAGCGACUAGGUAUUCUUCAAGCAUCGGUGAAAAUGACGCAUUCUGAAUUGAAAAAAGCGAUUCUGGAAGUAGACGAGAAAGUACUAACGUGUGGAUUUUUGGAGCAACUUCGAGCAGCUCUGCCGCCUGGAGACGUGCUCAAGAAACUGCAAGAAGUAAAUAAAAAGCAGUUUGAAGAAAUGCCAGAGGGUGAACAAUUCGCCACCAAAUUGGCGCAAAUAAACGCAUUGCCUCUUCGAUUGGAUCUCAUCGAAUUCAAAAUGCGAUUCUCUGAAAUUCGCAACGAACUCAAGCCGAGCAUGUCGUCUGUUAUGGAAGCGUGCGAGGAAAUACGCAAAUCGGAAGGCCUUCAUUUCUUCCUUCAACUUUUAUUGGCAUUUGGUAAUUUUAUGAGCGGUUCGUCGAAGAAUUAUUCGAAUGCUUAUGCUUUCGAGUUCCGAAUGCUCACGAGACUUGUUGACACGAAAGAUGUGGAUAAUAAGCACACUUUGCUGCAGCAUUUAAUUGAGGAAAUGAGAAGAGUAGACCCGAAAAGAGCCAGAUUCGCUUUCAAUGAUUUCCAUCAUUGUAUUGAAUCGUCUCGUGUGAAUGCGGAUGAGCUUGCAAAAAGCACGAGAUUGAUGAAAAUCAAUAUUGGCAAGCUAGAAAACUGUUUGAAAGUUUAUAAAAAUCAAGGAGAAAACGACAAAUUUGAGGAGAAAAUGCGACCGUUUUUGGAGAAGGCGACGAAAGAGUUGGCGACUGUCGAGAUGAUGGCAGAAAAAAUGAAGAGCGAUUGGAAUGCGCUUGCGAAAUUCUACGCGUUUGACGUGAAAAAGUAUCCGAUGGAGGAGUUUUUCAGCGAUAUUCGCACAUUCUGCGAGCACUAUGCGGCUGCUUGGAUGGAGCUCGACGCUGAAAUCGAAGCAUUGCGAGCCGAGGAGAAGCGUAAGGAGAAGGCGGUGGAGACGCAGCGUCGGCAGAAGGCGCGACAGCCUUUGGGAGAACGACAGGUCAUAUCUGCACUGGCAGCGGGAAGAGCUGCUCCAAGAACACCGGCGGCGAUGAUAAAGGUGUCCACAGCGAUUGACAAAGCGGGUGUCCUCGAUGAACUUGAACGCGCUACUGGCAACGAAGCGUUCUUGCAGACGCUGAUAUCGGCGACAAACGCGCGAACGCCAAGAGCUGGCGUCGGUGCGCGAUCGCGAACUGGACGAGCUGCUCUUGAACGCCAGCGAUCUCGUGGUGCUAUUGGAAGUGAAGCAUUCUUGAGUUCGAUGUCAAUGGCGGCUCCUGCGUAUCCAUCGGCGACCAGUUUUGCAUCUUCUGGUGAACAAAUGAAGCCGCAGACAUCGUCGACGGCACUGGAGCGAGCGAGAGCGGUGGGAGUCGGACUUCCGGGGCAAAGCGAGUUGAAAAUGAAAAUUCGACGGAAAGGAGCGAAAGCGGUUCCAGUGGAGAAUCUUCCAACGAGGAACUCGCAAGUCUCUCCAACUCACAAGGAAAAUCGCGAGCCUGACCAGGAUGCGGUGCCUUCCGCACUCACUACCGACGAUUUGCUAGUCCGCCUACACUCGUAUUAG